AAUGAGACCCUCACCUGCCAGGUUGCUCAAUAUUCUCGUUCCCGUCAAAAGGGCCGUUGACUAUGCGGUCAAAAUUCGCGUCAACGCCCAACAGACUGGUGUCGACCUGAACGUGAAACAUUCCAUGAACCCUUUUGAUGAGAUUGCUGUCGAAGAAGCCGUCCGACUACGAGAACGUUUCAAGGAUGAAAUCAAGACCAUCAAAGCAAUUACUAUAGGUCCUUCUAAAUCAGCAGAAACACUUCGGACAGCACUCGCUAUGGGUGCAGAUUCUGCCAUCCACGUCGAAAUUCCUGAAAACGCCCCUGCACCGGAACCACUCGGAGUCGCUAAAACUCUUCGAGCGAUCAUUGAAAAGCAGAAAGAUAGUGGAGGAAUUGACAUCGUUAUUCUUGGGAAACAGUCUAUCGAUGAUGACUUGGGUCAGACAGGGCAGAUGUUGGCUGGCUUGAUGGGAUGGUCUCAGGCUACUUACGCGAGUAAAGUGGAUUUGGACAUCCCGAAGAGGGAGGCAACGGUAGUGAGAGAGAUUGACGGCGGUUCUGAAGAGAUAAGGUGCAAGCUGCCGCUGGUGGUCACCACGGAUCUUCGAUUAAACGAGCCCCGAUACGCCUCUCUGCCAAACAUCAUGAAGGCAAAGAAGAAGCCGUUUGAAAAACUCAAGCCAGAAGAUCUCGGCGUGGACCUUACACCGCAGAUGGAGACUGUUAAGGUUACUGAACCACUGAAACGAGUAGGUGGUGUCAAGGUUGCAAACGUAGACGAAUUGGUGGCCAAACUCAAAGAGGCAGGGUUCACCGCAGUCAAGAAUUAGAUUUACACAUCCUCAUUGUAAUUGUACGCUCAUCACGACACAUAUUAUAUUCACAACUCGCGUGCCUCUAUUUCAGACCUGUCUCGAAACCCUUUCAAACGAUGUAUUAUACAACCUCGCC
Molecule: messenger RNA, 935 nt
Organism: Marasmius oreades (fairy-ring Marasmius)
Lineage: Eukaryota; Fungi; Basidiomycota; Agaricomycetes; Agaricales; Marasmiaceae
Exons: 5
Coding region: 2-814 (270 amino acids)
Cellular component (GO): cytosol
Molecular function (GO): electron transfer activity
Source: RefSeq, a predicted model, not a curated record